Anoplophora glabripennis (Asian longhorned beetle) is the source of this 1194-nucleotide messenger RNA. Its product is annotated as protein spaetzle-like. The record is from RefSeq and is a predicted model, not a curated record. The coding region runs from base 159 to 974 and encodes 271 amino acids. NCBI's taxonomy places the organism in Eukaryota, Metazoa, Arthropoda, Insecta, Coleoptera, Cerambycidae. Gene Ontology annotation, biological process: regulation of Toll signaling pathway; central nervous system formation; innate immune response. Gene Ontology annotation, cellular component: extracellular region. Gene Ontology annotation, molecular function: growth factor activity; Toll binding. The transcript has 4 exons.
UUAGUCUGUGUAGUUACCCAGUGGCAGUAGUAGGUUUUGGCGAGCACACUAGACAAUAAAACAAACAAAGUGCGAUUAUGUCUCCUCAACUGGGGUAUAUUUAACCAUAUAAAAUAACUGUUUAGUUCAUAGUUAGUAUUGGUGAACUUACAAAGAAAAUGUAUAGACUUCUGGUUCUACUUCUGGUUUUAUCAGCAACGACAUGUCCUAUUUGGGCAUUUGAAGAUUACUACGAAGAACCUAGUCAAAAACCUCGUGGCCAACAAAACGUCAAUUAUCACAGUAACGGACAGUUAAAUGAGGGGCGCUCUGGAAAUCUACGCCCAAGACAGACUCACACGAAUAUCCAUGAACCUACAACUGUUGGGAAGUUCAUUGAAUCAGCGUCAUCUAAUACGAACGCUUAUUAUAAUGCAUCAGGAAACAACGGUUAUCCCGACAAAAAUAAGAACAAAAGAAAAUCUCAAGAAUUCGCAAACGGAAUGAUUUAUCCACCAGACUUUGACAAUCUGUCAAUCGCUAUGAAUCAAAUAAAGUCAAGAUCCUGUUUCUACGGGCUGUGCGAUGAAGUAGACGACUAUCCCGUGGAAAAAAUCCAACGAAUUCUCAACAAUUCGGAGCUCAAAAAAUUUUUUUCAACAGUUAAGUUCGAGAAUCGGUUUGCUGAAACAGAAGAAGGUGACAACCUGUGCGCCACCGUGACUCACACUCGCUUCCCAAAGACCGCCAAAAAUAUACAGGAUAAGGAGCAGGUGAUCGUCAACGUGGACCAGUAUAAACAGGGCAUCGAAUUCGAGACGUGCAAAGAAGAAGGACCUUGCAGCUUUGCGGAAAAUUUCCCGAAUAACUUCACACCUAAAUGCGUCCAGAGAUACACAGUGAGGAAAUUGAUGAUCGUGGGAAAGGAAUCCGAUGACACCGUUUUUGAUUAUUUCAAGAUACCUUCGUGCUGUGUAUGCGUGGUCAAAAAGUAAAAGCGUGUCUAGACACUUAUUGGAAUUAAAUUUCUUCAGCUACUUGUAGAAAUACUUGGCUUUAAAGUAAACUCCGCUGUGUGGAUGUAUGUGUAAAAAAACUAUUAUGUGACUUGAGUAUUAAAUACAAUUUAGAUGUGCGAGUUUUAUAGAGCACGAUUUUGAUAGUUUAUAAAAUGUUAAUAGUAAUGAUAGUAAUAAAUACAUUGUUUUUGUUCGA